AUGCAGCAAGCUGUGGGAGAGCCACUCCCUCCAGCAGACCGUCAUGCCAUCAGCGUCUCUCUUCCAACAUGGGAAGACACACAAGCCUGGGCGACCAGAGACCCGGGCUUUAUUUCUCGGCUGAAGACUGGCUAUCCUCGGUUUUUUGUUCCUCUCGUGGUGCAGGAUCUGGCGACGCGGCUAUUGAACCUCGCUGUCUCUCGUGGGACGCUGUGCGGGAGUGAUGGUUCGUCUGAUUCACGGCUCACUCUGCUGUUAUAUUCAAGUGCCCAGUAUGCCCAGCAAUGCGUGGAAUACUUGAAAAGCAAAGACACAGCUAUAUCUACAUCUGUGUCCGCAUCCAUUCGUUAUCUCCGAUUUGACUUUGACGGAAACAUCUCCACGGAUCUACAACAAGCAGUCAAAGGCAAAGACCGCCGCGAACCAUACAGGUAUCAAGAGGUGCAUGGAGUUGUAUAUCCCGAGUCAUUCGGCGCCAAUGCCAAGGCCUUCUGGCAACAUACCGGCUACGGCAUCUCCAGUCGAUGUGCAGAGUUCUGGCUCGACAAGGCGUCGUGUAUUCAACAUGACAAGACAGAGACAGAAACAGGGGCAGAGACAGAGACGGGGUUUCCCCUCGAGGACGCUGAAAAGGCAAAGUGUGAUCUGCGGAUUCGUAUCGGCAACUUACUAUCAACACCAUCACUAUGCAUCGAGCCGAAGCAUGUAUUCCUGCACCAAAGCGGCAUGACCGCCAUCAGCAGCAUAGCAACUGCAAUACAGCAACUCCAUACCAGCACCGAGCCCUCCAAGGUUAUCUAUAACUUCGACUGCAUCUUCUACGGCCACGGCUCGACCUCCGAGCUAAACACCCUCGAAGCCGGACUCGCAGACAACACAAUCAAAAUCAACGCCCUCAUCACCGAAUUCCCAAGCAACCCCCUCCUCACAACCCCAGACCUCCACCGACUCCGCACCCUCGCCCAACAAUACAACUUCCUCCUCAUCGUCGACGACACCCUCGCCACAGCGGUGAACGUCUCUCUCCUGCCCUUUUGCGACGCCAUCUGCACAAGCCUCACAAAGAUGUUCAGCGGCCACUGCAAUGUAAUGGGCGGGAGCGUGGCGCUGAACCCAGCCUCAGAAUCUUUCAGCGCACUCAACAGACAACUAUCAGCAUCUUUCGAAGAUACAUAUUUCCCUCUCGACGCGCUCUUCAUGGAUCACAAUAGCCGCGAUAUCAUCCCGCGCGUGUCCCGCGCCUCGGCCAAUGCCGCGCGCAUCGCUGAGAUCUUUCGGAGGCAUCAUGCUGUCGCGGAGGUCUUUUACCCGCAGGGAAGUGCUACGCAGCGCGCGUAUGACCGGUUUCGAAAGACAGGAGGUGGGUAUGGGUUCUUGCUUUCGGUGAGGUUUAGGGUUCCUGCAGCGGCGUCGGCCUUUUAUGAUGCUUUGCGUGUGGCGAAGGGACCAAGUCUGGGGACAAACUUUACGCUGUGUUGUGCUUAUACGUUGCUGGCGCAUGCGACGGAGAUGGAGUGGGCGGCUGGGUAUGGGGUUGUGCCGCAUUUGGUUCGCAUUAGUGUUGGUAUUGAGGAGGUUGAUGGGCUUGUGCGGGCUAUUGGUGAUGCUCUUGCGGCGACGGAGGAUAUACGGGGCUAG
Molecule: messenger RNA, 1638 nt
Organism: Penicillium alfredii
Lineage: Eukaryota; Fungi; Ascomycota; Eurotiomycetes; Eurotiales; Aspergillaceae
Product: pyridoxal phosphate-dependent transferase
Exons: 3
Coding region: 1-1638 (545 amino acids)
Biological process (GO): transsulfuration
Molecular function (GO): cystathionine gamma-synthase activity; pyridoxal phosphate binding
Source: RefSeq, a predicted model, not a curated record